AUGCGGUCGCAGUUGACACGCCAUGUCUAUCGUCAAUUGCUGGCAGGCCGUGGCUUUCUGCAGCCCUGUCCCCCGGCCCUCCUCCCCGGCCGCUGCCGCUGUCUCUCGACGACGACAUUAACGACAUCGCCGUCGCCAUCGCCACUGACGUGCGCCGCCCCCCGCCCGCUCCAGCUCGUCGUCCGCCACCCCUCGCGCAGGACCUUCUUCGGCGUCUUCAAGAAGCCCCCGCGCCAGCUGAAGGAACCCGAUCUCGAGCCCGGCUACGAUGUACUCCUCAAGUUUGGCAGCAUGGAACACGAGGGCGCCCGCCUCCCCGCCCCGGGCACCCUCCUCGUUGGCUUGAGACGCCACAUCGAAUUCAAGAAGAAAUCCCAAAAACCCCUAACCCCGACCCAGGCAUCUCUGGCUGCCAGCCUGACCCGCCACUUGGUUGACACAGCACCCGAAGGCGACGAGGCAGGUAGUCUCACGCUUGCAGACCUAAGGCUGGCUCUGGAAGUAGCUACCGACCCCCCGAAGGGGAGCACUGAGGAUCAUUUAGAGCUUGCAGAGUUAUUAUACGGGGAGAUCCGGCGGAGGACCCAGAGCCUACCCGAUUCUGCUGAUCUUUGCGAGCAUGUUGAGCCAGCCCAGGAGAGCCCUGCCGACAGUUCUAUCCAUAGCGACUUCUCGUUGUAUCUCACAGCCCUGGCCCAGUAUGAAGCCCCGGUCAAAGCCGCCGAGCUUCUGUCUGAGCACUGCGCCAAGCUCCGGGGCGACAAGGCGAGGUACAAAGAGGCCAAAUCUCUAUGGCCAAUCGUCUUACAAGGCCUCGCCAACGAAGGCCUGGAAGAGGAACUUCUCCAAACGUUGGAGAAGGCAACCGAGGCCGGGGUCGAGUUCAAGCCAAUCGUCCAUGAAAUCAUGACCACAUUCUUCGCUGAACGGGACAGGGUUCAAGAAACGAAGCAGUGGUUUAAGAAGCCAAUCUUUUCCAAAGUGUCGCCCACGCCCGAAACAUACGCGGAGUUGGUGGGGUUCGCGGUGCGCAACAACGAGCAGCAAUGGAUACGGCCCAUCUUCGAGGGCCUGAUCAGCUCAGACGUGCCAAAGGCAACAUGGGACGUCAUCCUCCAAUGGGCCGUGCUCGCCAUGGACAAAGGCGUCGAGGACAUUAGGCAACUGAUCAAUGUGAUGAGUACGAAGCGGUAUUCCGGCAACGCCAAGAGGCGCCCAGCGCCCGACUCGACCACCAUCGACCUCUUGAUCCAAGCAGCCAUCGAGAAAAACGACUCGUACCUUGCAGAGCGCUUUCUGUCCCUGGGCUCGGAGCUGGGCAUACCACAGGAGUCGUCUACCUAUCUUCUUCAGAUGGAUUAUCGCCUUGGCGCAAAAGACUUUGGCGGAGCCGAUGUCAUCUACCAAAAGCUCAAGACUGGGGAGAUCCAAUGCUGGAACAACGAGCAUUUCCCCAUUCUGAACAAAUAUAUCCGGGCAUUAUGCACCGAAGCCGAGCCAGACCUCGAGCAGAUCAUGGACGUCACCAGCGAGCUCGAGCACCGCCACGCCGUCCUGGAGCCCGAGACUGUCGUCGAUCUCUGCAUGGUCUUGAUGCGAUGUGAGCAGCACUACGAGGUGAUUGACACGCUGGCACUCCAUACCGCGUCGUACAGCCUAGAAGAGCGCGGCGAGGUGCGCAACGCCUUUGUGCAGUACUGCCUCGACAAAAAGACCAGCACGGCGCGCGUGUGGGACGCCUACUCGCUACUGCGGCAGUUCUUCCCCGAGAUGGAGGCGGCGGAGCGAGUUCAGCUCAUGGAAGCUUUCUUCAAUCGUAAGCGCCCCGACAUGGCCUGCCACAUAUUCGGGCACAUGCGCGCCCAAGGCAACACGGCGCUGCGGCCCACUGAGGAGGUGUACGUGAUGUGCCUCGAGGGGCUCGGCCGCUACCCCGACGCCGAGAGCUUGCGCAUGGUGCACAACAUGCUGAAGAUGGACGCGACGGUCCAGAUGAGCACCAAGCUGUACAACGCCCUCAUGGUCGCCUACGCGGCCGGCGACGACGCGCCCGCAGCCCUCCAGUUCUGGAGCGACAUCACCAACUCGGCCGAAGGGCCCACAUACAACAGCCUGGCCGCCGUCUUCUGGGUCUGCGAGCAGCUGCCCUGGUCUGGAGAUAAGACGGCGCGCGAGAUCUGGCGCAAGAUGCAGCGCAUGGACCUCGAGGUCCCCCCGGCCGUGUUCUGGUCGUACUGCGGCGCCCUCGCCGGCCAGGGCUUCCUGGAGGAGGUCAAGCGGCUGAUACGGGACAUGGAGACGAGCGUCGGCUACGCGCCAGCCGCAAUGACGCUCGGAGUGACGUACAACGCCCUGCGAGAGUACGACAAGAAGGAAGAAUUCGAAGCGUGGGCCAAGGACGAGUUUCCAGACGUGUGGGCCAGCCUCGCCCGGAGAGGCGUCCAGGUAACACUCAACGGGCCCAAGUUCAAGAUACAACGACCGAUAGAAGCGUGA
Messenger RNA from Lasiosphaeria miniovina, 2496 nucleotides. RefSeq lists its product as uncharacterized. The record is from RefSeq and is a predicted model, not a curated record. Gene Ontology annotation, molecular function: protein binding; mRNA binding. The transcript is spliced from 2 exons. NCBI's taxonomy places the organism in Eukaryota, Fungi, Ascomycota, Sordariomycetes, Sordariales, Lasiosphaeriaceae. Bases 1 to 2496 code for a protein of 831 amino acids.